GUUAUAAUGGGGAACCGAUUUCUGAGCUACUACGACAAGAUGAACGUCAACUUCAUGUACAAAUGCAAUGACAGCUGUAACGAUACGUCGUCCUGUCAAAAUGGUGGUUACCAGAACAAAGCGUGUGGAUGCACUUGCCCCGAUGGUCUGGGAGGUGACACGUGCAACACGCAAGAUCCGACUUGGACAAAGAACUGUGGUGGAAUAUUCUCCUUGGGCGAGCACGACAGCCUGACUGUCGAGACACCGGGGUUUGGCGGGAAUUACACUUACAGUGCAGGUGACAGAUGCGCUUGGGUGUUCAAGUCUAAAUUGAUCCACUAUGUUGUUGAAUUCAAACUACUCAGCAUCAAUAAUCAACUCAGAGACGAAGCUCGAACUAAACAUUGCGCAGAUACACUGGAAUUAAGAACAAAUCUGUUUGGACAAACGGGGAAAUUCAUUUGCGGUUCAUCUCCUGAUGUUAGAAAUGUAAGCGACCCGUUGUUGACAGUGCAGUCCAGGGUCGAAGGGGAAGACCGCUUUGUUAGUGUGCUGUUUAAGAGCCAAGAAGACUCGAAGCCUACCACCGGAUUUAAAGCAAUCGUCUCACUGAGAGAAAUCACAGCUUGCAUCCUUUUGAAAACACGUUGUCCUGGUAGUUCAUAUUGUGUAGAUGGUGGCUCCCAAACGGAUAGUAAAUGUGUCUGCAAUAGUGGAUUCUCUGGAGUAAACUGUGAUACUGUGGCCACGGCAACUAUUUCGGAAGAUUUUGAGAAUUCUGCUUACUCAGGAGUGUAUUUUUUCGAUGUCGACCGCCAGUACGGAGACACAUGGUUUCUUUUGAGUGGUGAAACCCAAUCCUUCGACACUGGCCCUGUUGGCGACCAUACCACGGGUCACGGAACCUACGCGUACUUUGAGGCAUCCGCUCCUGCGGUCCCAGGUCAGUUGGUGUCAUUGACCUCAACGAUCAUCUUCGAUAAUUCUACUCGUAGGUGUCUUUCGUUUGCUUAUUCCAUGAAUGGCGCCAAUAUGGGUUCCCUGGCUGUCAAGCUCGUGAUUGACGGUGUGGAGGAAGUGAAACCGCUAUUCCAUGCAAAAGGGAACAAAGGCCUUGAGUGGAGGACGGCAAACCUUACAAUUCCUAAAAGAACCGACAACUACAAGGUUCGAUUUGUGGCAGAAAGGGGAGAUGCCUUCAAGAGUGACAUUGCCAUCGAUGAUGUUAUGAUAAUUAGCUGCCCUGAACCCACAACCACUUCUGAACCCACGACUACCACACCUGAACCUACGACUACCACGCCUGAACCAACGACCACCAUGCCUGAAUCCACAACUACCACGCCUGAACCUACGACUACCACGCCUGAACCAACGACUACCACGCCUGAACCCACAACUACCACGCCUAAACCAACGACUACCACGCCUGAACCUACGACUACCACGCCUAAACCAACGACUACCACUGCAUCUAAGAAUGAAACGAACCUCUGUGAAUGUCCUAAACCGAAACAUCGUCGAAUGCUUACUCUUGCCAUCAACGCCAAGAAUACCAAAUGUCUCGAGUUUGACUAUCGCAUCAAAGUAGAAGGCCGGAAGCUGCAGGUCGCCUUAAAGACUGGGGUCACCUUUGGGCCAUGGAACUGGUUGGCCGUUGGAGAUCCUAGUACCAAAACCUGGCAACACGUGGCAGUGCCACUAACCAAGAUCGACAAGUACCAGAUUGUUUUUGAUGGCGUUAAACAUGCUGACCGUAAAGGCCCCGUAGCAAUAAGAGAUGUUGUAGUGCAUGAUGGACCCUGUGUCAAAGAUGUAGAUCAACGAACUUAAACUUUCUAUCUCCAUAUGUACGACAGUUAAAUGCAUCCCGCAUUUAAAAUUACAUUAAACGGUAUAUACUAUAGAAACGAACGUGUACACCAAAAUAAAACGAUGUAAGUCAUAUUCAUUGCUAACUAUUCUGUAUUCUAUUUCCAAGAGCACAAUCGAAUUUUGAUUUCAACCCACUGGACUCAUCGUUGCCUUGGCAUGGGUAAAUCAGGGGCUCUGACCUUGCCAGAUAACCCCAGACACCCCCGAUCCCAGAAGAGCGUAGACGAUGUGGAGAUUUCAAAUAAGUUUGGUUAUCGUGAGGGUGAAUUAAUAAUGUCAUUCAUGUUAGCAAUUAAAAAGAUGUUACCCGCAAGGCAUUGCGAGUUCAUUGAACAACCGAUGUGCAGCUAGCAGCCAUUUUCAUAACCUUGGCUCGGCUUAUGGGCGUCGCGACAGGAACUGACAGU
Lineus longissimus is the source of this 2264-nucleotide messenger RNA. Its product is annotated as MAM and LDL-receptor class A domain-containing protein 2-like. The transcript is spliced from 12 exons. Gene Ontology annotation, cellular component: membrane. The record is from RefSeq and is a predicted model, not a curated record. Bases 7 to 1815 code for a protein of 602 amino acids. Lineage: Eukaryota; Metazoa; Nemertea; Pilidiophora; Heteronemertea; Lineidae.